This is a messenger RNA of Fusarium mangiferae, 3516 nucleotides long. RefSeq lists its product as uncharacterized. NCBI's taxonomy places the organism in Eukaryota, Fungi, Ascomycota, Sordariomycetes, Hypocreales, Nectriaceae. Gene Ontology annotation, molecular function: histone binding. The record is from RefSeq and is a predicted model, not a curated record. Gene Ontology annotation, cellular component: nucleus. The coding region runs from base 1 to 3516 and encodes 1171 amino acids. The transcript has 2 exons. Gene Ontology annotation, biological process: positive regulation of transcription by RNA polymerase II; DNA damage checkpoint signaling.
AUGACAGACUCGCAGAUGCUUGCUCAGGCAGGCAGCAAUGAGACGCAGGACAGCCAGCCCAUUUUCGAGGCCUACAGGGCUGAGUUUGGUGUCGGCACGCUCAGUAGUUCGCCUCCCAAAUACCUUUCAUCUUCGAAAAUAAGCACGACAAGCCCGAAACAGAUCCCUUCACCUGCGAGCGAAGUAGUUGUUCCAUCAUCCGACCCGACAGUCAUCGAUUUAGCAGUAACAGCUACUGCUGUUCACCACGACGCGUUAUCGGACAGAGCGCGUCCAGGGGGUCCCACUACCGAGAAUGACGAUCCGUCGCACUGGGACACGACCAGGGUGGCACUGACACAUUCGAAAAAGCAAAGUGUAACUCUCGAGGCAGACGUGGUGAAUGGCGUUGCACAGGGCCUCCAAGAUCGCGUCAAUUCGAACAGCAACGUGAAUCUGAGCGUUAGGGUGCCAGCUACAGUGAUCGAGCCAAAACACCCUGCCAACUUAUCCGCGCGCCAUGACAGCCCGCAGCCGCAAUCAGUGCAAGACAAUGCACCCAAGCCUCUAAUCAAGUGUCUCAAGCCGCCGGCCAGUGCUCUAACUGCCGCCUUGCGCAAAAUGGACUAUUCUCAACAGACCCCGACACAGGUGAACGAUGAUCGUGAUUACAGCGAAUACUGUGAUAUUGUACCUUCGAGCCCUGUCAACGGCGAUACUCAACCCGCCUCUCACGAACCUCGAACCCUUCAGGAUGAUGAUACAGGGGCCGUGAAUUUUGCGAACAUGAGCGAGCUGGGCCGGCCUUCCUCUCAAAUAUCAGAGGAUGCAGGUUUCGACAAUACUAGAGGUGGCUGGAGACAUCCUGACGGGACCUCACAAUUGAAUAACGGUCAAACCCCGCACCGUCCUCACGCUCCCACCUUCGAGACGCCUGCUGUACCCAAGAACCCUUUUGCUGCGAGACCUAGCAUCGCCGCGCCUCUGGCCGGCAGUCAAUUGUUCGGCCAGACGCAAUUUUCUUCAGCUAUCAAACAUAUUAGUCCAACUUCUUCACGACCUUCUCCGAAGCUCUUCCACUCUAUAUCGCCAAACAUCAUUGAGACAUCCCCUUUGAAGAACCGCGCCAAUGUCUCAUCGCCAUCCGAUAUCCGAACCUCGAGUCCUCAACGCCGUCUCCAUGACAUCCCCGAAACGUCAUUACAAGAUCUAGAUGGGGGACCUAUUAGAGCGGCAACGCCUGUGAAUGAUCAAUCUACAGCUGGUGAAAUGAUUCCAGAAUCACCCCCAUCCACUGAUCCCACACCUCGAGCCAAAGCACCUAGCUCAUCGAACGCCACUGAGCCAAUGGCACAUUACGAGCCAAUGAAGAAGUCUCAGGAAAGGAAGAGCAUGGAAAACUUCGUAAUUCCUCCUUGGGAUUCCGAUGAUGACUCUGACGAUGCUAUCCGACGGUUGGAGAGACGAAAGAAGAUUGAGCGGAAAAAGGCACAGGCUGCAGAGGAAAUGGGCCGCGUUAGCUUCACACCUAAGAUUAGGCGCAAUUCAGGAGAACAGCCAUCGCGGAAGAAAAGAAGGGUUUUGCCAGUUGAAGAGCCUGAAACAAACCCCAAGCCUUCACCCAAAACAGACGGGGGUAAGGGGCAAGAACUGCCACCUCUCGUGGAUGACUCCCAAAAAGGGCUGGUGGCUUCCAACGAGACUCUCCCUGUUACAUCAACUAAGGCCACUCCAGGAAACAGCGCUCCCGAAAAUCCGCAGAUCGAUCAUGAUGGAGACAUAGUCUUGGUCGAUGCGGACAAGGUCGUUGUAGACGAUGACAUGAUACCUGCAACCAGCCCAGCGCCUUCUCUCCCACCUACAGCACCCGCUGAACAACCGCCACCAUCUGAGCCUGAGCUACCACAGCUCCGCGUCGAAGAUGAGGGCUUGCCACAAGGCCCUAAUGAGCAUUCAGAGCCUUCAUCUUUGCCACCAGCACGGAAGCGGACGACUAGGACUUACGGCCGUGCAGCUCGACAAAAGCGCAGAAACCCAUUUCUGAGUUCCUCUUUCUCGGACGGGCUGAUGAGUGAUUUGGACCCAAAACCCAUGCCUAUAUCAUCGCCCCUGCAAAAUGUGGUUGCAGUUUCAAUGAUUGAAGAAGAGCCAGAGGUGGAAUUACCCCUUUCCCGUAUAGCAGAAGAAAAGAGCGAGAAGAAGUCCGCGUCGCGAUCCAGGAAAUCUACCCGUGAUGUCUAUGCGGAUCUUCCACCACCGAUGACUACUCGCUCGCGUAGGAGCGACCGAGCAGAUACAACCCCAGUGACUCCGUUGGCCAGUCGCUCUGUAGGUCAGAUACCGCCGACAUCUUCGAGUUUGAGUAUCCUUUCAACAACACCCCUGCCUUCUGACAAAACAACACCUGGGACACAAGACUCCCCAGGUUCUGAACGACCGGAAUCAGUCACUCUGCCGUCUCCGAGAGGCAGUCGUGAUUGCCAUAAGGAGGAGACUGGAAAAGGAUCGAAGACUGGGUCACCUCAGCCAGCAAAAAGAGCAGCAAGAGUAUCUAAGCGGUUUUCAUAUCUUGAUUCAGAUUCUACUGAUGAGCUACAUCUCUCGCCAGCUGCAAGUGUGCUUGAAAGGAGCAUGGUGCAUUCCAAAUCUAGCAGAUCCUUCAAGCAAAGCUUUGCCCAGGCCCACCGAGUUGGACGCCUGUUCGAGGGCAUGGUCUUUGCCAUUUCUUUCUCAGACCAGUUCAAAGCACAAGAACGCAAGAAGUUGGCGACGAAAAUCACACAGUCAGGAGGUAUCAUUCUUGCUGAAGGGUUUCAAGACAUGUUUGAACAUUCAUCCAUUAUGAAUGCGACCGAUCCUGUGAUGGAUGAGCAGGACUCAUUACAACUUACCAAGCAUAUUUCUGAGAGCGGGUUCACAGCACUCAUCGCAGACAAACACUCACGCAAAGUCAAAUAUAUGCAGGCUCUGGCACUGGGCCUCCCCUGUUUAGCCCCUCAAUGGAUAACGACAUGUUUCAACAAAGGCGUCAUUGUCGAUUGGGAACCCUAUGUUCUUUGUGCAGGUGCAUCCACUGUGCUUGGCCAUGCAAUCCGGUCAAGAAUAUUGGCACCGUACUCGGCGACUGAAGCAAAGCUGGCCCAGGUCAUACAGCAGCGACCGCGACUCCUUGACGGACAGCGUGUCCUAGUCGUCAUUGACUCGAAGAAGUCUCGAAAUGAGGCUAAAGAACCCUACAUCUUCCUUGCGGCUGUACUAGGGCCAUCGAUCUCGCGAGUAUUUUCAACACAACAAGCAAGGGAAUUGUUGUUAGAGCAUCAGAAAGCUGGAACUCCGUUCGACUGGUUAUAUUUGGAUAAAGGAACAGGGACCGUUGACGCCGUUCUUGCGCCCACGGAAACAACAGGUAAUAAGAAACGUCGAAGAUCAACCACAGCUCAGCCUCGGAUCGAAAAUAUUCGCGUCUUGAGCGACGAGCUUGUCAUCCAGAGUUUGAUUCUCGGACGUUUGGUAGAAGACGAUGAAAUGUAUACAUAA